Messenger RNA from Haemonchus placei, 1020 nucleotides. NCBI's taxonomy places the organism in Eukaryota, Metazoa, Nematoda, Chromadorea, Rhabditida, Trichostrongylidae. The record is from the annotation of a GenBank genome assembly.
AUGAUCCGCCUGCAAGAAUCGGAACGUGAUGCCACACGAUUUUUAUGGUUAAAGGAUACGACGAAAUCACCCAACCCCGAAAACAUUCGGGAACUUCGUUUCACAAGGGUACCAUUCGGCACUAAAACCAGUCCUUCCCUAUUAGCUAUGUCUAUUAAAUUUAUGCUCGAAAAGAAUAGCAAUAGAACCGUACGUAAAGAAAUUGCUCGCAAUCUUUACGUGGAUAAUAUGAUUCUAAGCGCGGCCUCAGAAGAAGAAGCUAAGUCGAAAUAUCUACUGAGCAAAAAGAUUUUCGAUGAUAUGUCCAUGAACCUGCGUGAAUUCGCAACGAACUCAGCUCAACUACAAGCUUGUAUUCCAGAAAAGGACAGGGGCAGUGCUACAGUAAUAAAAUUAUUGGGCAUCUUCUGGGAUAGGACGAAAGGCCACUUACUGAUUCGAUCGCAACUCGAAUUCGAAAGUAACCCAACAAAACGUAGUAUACUUCGCACUAUCCACUCUAAUUUUGAUCCUCUAGGAUUCUUGAUCUCACUUUUGAUACCAGCUCAAAUAUUUCUACAAAGCCUGUGGGCCAAGGGAUAUGAAUGGGAUGAGGAGUUAUCGGAUCAAGACAUAGAACGUUGGAAAUCGACUUGCAUGGAAGCAAGCACGUUUUCGAAACGCCUACAUCGCAGCAUCUACGUUUCCGAUCCAGAGGAAAAACUCGAACUUUGUACCUUUGCCGACGCAUCCAUCAAUGCCUAUGCAACUUGUUGUUAUCUUCGUAAGAUUCACGAUAACAGUAUCGACACGGAUUUGAUAUGUGCCAGGUAUCGUCUCGCACCUAUAAGUUACCUUACGGAACGAAAAACGAUGACGAUACCUGAGCUAGAACUCUUGGCACUAUUCAUCGUAACACAACUGACAGACUUUAUCCUUAACGAACUUGACCUUUUUAAAUCGGAACAAUUCGCAUCUUCUCGGACAGUAACAUUGCACUAUCGCAACUUCUUUCGGGUCAAAAUGCGGGCACUCUCGUAA